Messenger RNA from Melanotaenia boesemani (Boeseman's rainbowfish), 2462 nucleotides. It is a transcript of the gene gpaa1, whose product is annotated as glycosylphosphatidylinositol anchor attachment 1. Gene Ontology annotation, biological process: attachment of GPI anchor to protein. The transcript is spliced from 13 exons. Lineage: Eukaryota; Metazoa; Chordata; Actinopteri; Atheriniformes; Melanotaeniidae. The coding region runs from base 138 to 1982 and encodes 614 amino acids. The record is from RefSeq and is a predicted model, not a curated record. Gene Ontology annotation, cellular component: membrane; GPI-anchor transamidase complex.
GUUCCCCGAGAAACAAGGAAGUUGCAAACGUUAGGCAGCGACUGUUGAGUGCAACUUCCACCUCUGCAGGUGGACGUGACCACUGGCCGGAGGGUCCGCCGGUGUUUCCAAGCGUUAAGGUUACAGCAGUAGGCAGCAUGGGACUGUUGUCUGACCCCAACAGAAGACGGGCUUUGAUCAGCCUGUUGACCCGCCUCAAUGCUCCAAUCUGUGUGGUUUGCUACUUUGCGGGUGUGGCAUGGUUCAUGGGUUUGGCUUUUGAGCCGUUCACCCUGCGGACCUACAUGUCAGAGAAUGCUAUGGGAUCCACCAUGGUGGAGGAGCGCUUCCCUGCAGGAGAGAGGGCACUGGCCACGGGCAGAGAGUUUGCUGCUCACAAGAAGAAAGUCGGGGGGAUGCCAGUGGAUUGGCUGGUGAAAACUAUGCAGGCUCGAGGGCUGGAAGUGUUUACACAGAGAUUCUCUCGCACACUACCCUUUCCCGACGAAAACAAAGAGAGAUACAUGGUGAAAGGCACAAAUGUAUACGGCAUCCUCCGGGCUCCAAGAGCUCCGCGGACUGAGGCCCUGGUGCUCACCGCUCCCUGCAGCCAGGGCGACGACAACAGCCAGGCUGUGGGACUACUGCUCGGCCUGGCUCAUUACUUCCGGAAUCAGAUAUACUGGGCCAAGGAUAUCAUCUUUCUCGUAAAUGAGCAUGAUCUGAUUGGUAUGCAGGCUUGGCUGGAAGGUUACCAUCACACCAACACUACAGGUAUGGACUGGUCUCCACUACAAGGUCGUGGGGGUUCAAUCCAGGCAGCCUUGUCCUUGGAGCUUAGCAGCGAUGUUGUCACCAGUUUGGACAUAGUACUGGAAGGCCUCAAUGGCCAGUUACCCAACCUGGAUUUAACAAACCUCUUCUAUGCCUUCUGUCAGAAGAUAGGAGUCCUUUGCACCAUCCAGGGCAAGCUGCAGAGGAAUGACUGGGACAGUGUGUCAGGCUACAGCCAUGCAGUUCAGACAAUGAUGCUGAUGGUAAUGAAGCAGGCCAGUGGGCGUCCUUGGGGAGACCAUGGUCUGUUUCUCCGCUACCACAUUGAGGCUGCCACCAUCAAGGGCAUCAACAGCUUCCGCCAGUACAAGACUGACGCCACCACCAUUGGCAGGCUGCUGGAAGGAAUGUAUCGUAAACUGAACAACCUCCUGGAGCGUCUCCACCAAUCUUACUUCUUCUACCUCAUGCCAUCUCUGUCUCACUUUGUUUCUAUUGGAUACUACAUGCCCGCCUUUGGCCUCCUCGCCGUUAUCCUGCUGCUUCGUGCCUUAGAUCUGUGGGUUCAACUCUCGACUCCACCACCCAGAACGGAGGAUGCAAUUGCUGAUCUUGAGCAGUCCAGUCCAGGAGUGCUCUCUGUGCUGACUCCUCUGGUGAUCAGCCACCUGACUGGAGCAGCUCUGUACAUGCUACCAAUCCGUUUUCAGGAGAUGGCUGUUGAACACUUCCCAGUUUCUGAGACUGAAGCUGUUGUCUUGACAGCCAUUGCUGUUUACACAGCAGGAUUGGCGUUGCCUCAUAAUACUCAAAGACUGCUGUCAGGUGAGGGUACGGAACAGGGUUGGAGGGUGCUGAAGCUUGUUGCCAUCCUGUAUCUGGCUGUGCUGCUGGGUUGCACUGCCCUCAUCAACUUCUCCCUGGGCUUCAUCCUGGCUAUCACCCUGGUGCCUGUUGCUGCUUUCGUCACACCCCAUGUGCCCAAAGCUCUGUCAGCUUUCAUCCUGGUCAUCCUCAGUCCUGCCUGCACACUCCUCUUUUCAGUCUUUUUCUUCCAAGAGCUACAGGAAAUGCCCAUCAGCUUCCAAGAUGGUUGGUUGCUGUACCUUUCCGUCAUUUCACAGGGCAUUUUGGAUCACAGCCUUUAUGGAUCUCUGGUGUACCCACUCAUUUCCUUGCUCAUCUAUCCAUGCUGGCUGCUUUUCUGGAACAUCCUCUUCUGGAAGUAGCCCGCAGGCUCACUGAAGGAGUUUGAGUUUACAGCCACCCUCUAAGAUGAUCUCAGGUUUGUCUGUGCAGGAGGAAUGUGAAGAACUAACAGUUAACUCCACAGGAACGUUUAGAAAAGAAGAUUUGCUUUAGAGAAAAUGAAAUACUCAUUUCUUGGACAAUUUGUUGGUAUAAAAAUAUUUACCCCAAGUAUUUCAUUCUUUGAACACUGAAGUCAUUUAAGAAUUAAAACAGUUUUAAACUAAGCAGAAUGAAUUGUUUUGUACUCCUAGAAUGAUUAUAAACGUAUAAAGGAGAAGGGAAGAUGUUCAUUUUACUGUCAGGUUGGGGACAAAGUUUCUGUGUUUGUGGUACGUAAAGAAUAAUCCACUAUUGCGUGUGUACUACCAAGUUUCUUUUUAUCAAACAUUUUUAUAUUUGUUUUGAAUUUUUUUAAGUUUAUUUAUAACUACCAAAAUAAAGAUAUAAAAAAAGUUUAA